CACAGAGAUUGUCUCAUUUCAACUGGAAAAGUAAAUCCAACUUAUAUAUAGAAAGUAGCCUUUUGAGAUUCUCACAAUCUCUCUCUCUCUCUCUCUCUCUCUCUCCGUCUAUCUGUCGAUUGGUUUUGGUUCUUAGGGUUUUCCCAGUGAUCAUCUUUCAAGAAACAGUCAGAGAAAGAGAGAGUGAAGAUUGGGGAGUCGACUCAUUAAUGGAGGAUCCAAUGAGAGGAGGAAGACACGACUUGCAUUUGGCUUCAAGAAAAGCCGAAGAAGCAGUUUGGAGGCGAUCCCAAGCUACACAAUGGCUGGAUGUCUUUGUCGGACCACUAGGUAUAUCGGCUCAGCCAACGGAGAGCGAGUUUAUUUCUUGCUUGAGAAAUGGCUUAGUUCUAUGCAAUGCAAUUAAUAAGAUACAACCAGGAUCAGUUCCAAAGGUCGUUGAAAUCCACACACCUUCGCCAUCUCUGACGUGGGAUUCUCAGCCAUUGCCUGCGUUUCAGUACUUUGAAAAUGUUCGGAAUUUCUUGGUGGCGGUUGAAGAAUUGAAGCUUCCAGCUUUUGAAGCAUCUGAUAUUGAAAGAGAUAACUUGGAAGUGGGCUCAUCAGCAAAGGUUGUUGAUUGCGUUCUAGCCCUUAAAGCAUAUUAUGAUUGGAAGCAGGCCAGUGGAGGCAAUGGAGUUUUUAAGCCUCCAAGAUCUCCCCUGGUUAUACAUUCUACAAGUAGAAUUCACUCCCGAGCUUCAGGAGGGAUCUCCUCAGGCCCCUGCAGACAAUUGGACAUGUCAACAGCUUGUAACAAACUACAUGUAGAUAGUGAAACGCAGAAAGCUGAAGAUAUUGUCAAUUUGCUUGCCAAGGCUAUUGCUGGACGUAUGCUUGAUGCAAAGGAAAACAUAGAUGAUAAUCUUCUUUCUUCCUUUCGUAACGGAAAUCGGGAUGUGAUUAAGUUAUUUGGCACAAUGAUGUCAAGUUUCUUGGACGAACAACUUCAAAACAAAUCUCCUGAGGAAAUAUCUACCUUUAAGGAUCUUCUGGGACGUGGUUGUUCAAUUGCUCAUCCAACAUCAAAGCCCAUGGAAAGUUUUUCUAUGAGAAAUAGAAAGCAGUAUUGCAGAGCGUGCUUGAGAAAGGAUAACUGCAAACACUGGCAUCUUUUUCAAGAGCAGGGAAAAGAACUUUCAAAUCUCAAGGAACUGCUGUCCAAAACAAAGAGGGAGUUUGAAGGCUUACAAUCUCAGUUACGAAGUGAUAUGAAGCAAAUAGGAAAUCAAGUACAUGAGCUGUCUACUGCUGCUCUUGGCUACUAUAAGGUUGUGAAAGAGAACAUGAGCCUAUACAACAUGGUUCAGGAUUUGAAAGGGAAUAUUCGGGUUUACUGCAGAAUUAGACCUUCAUUCAAUGAUGAAGGAAAAGAGGUGGUAGAUUUUAUAGGUGAUGAUGGUUCAUUAAUUGUUCAAGACCCAUUUAAAUCCCAAAAAGAAGGGAGGAAGAUUUUUCAAUUCAAUCGCAUUUUUGGACCAACUACUACUCAGGAGGAGGUAUUCAAGGACACUCAACCAUUUAUUAGGUCUGUAAUGGAUGGUUAUAAUGUCUGUAUUUUUGCCUACGGUCAAACUGGAUCUGGCAAAACAUAUACUAUGUUUGGUCCUUCUGGUGAAUCAACCAAGGCCUUGGGAAUCAAUUAUCUAGCUCUUAAUGAUCUCUUUCAGCUAUCUAACAGGAGGAAGGACGUUGUAAAAUAUGACAUUCGUGUUCAGAUGGUUGAGAUAUAUAAUGAGCAAGUGCGGGAUCUUCUUGCACAAGAUUCUUCAACCACAAAAUAUCCUUUUAUAUUGGCAGUUGCCCUGAAUAUUCUAGGUUAUAUCUCCAUUUUCCAUAAUUUGGCAUUCUUGACAAUCAACAAAUUAGAAAUUCGUAGCUGUACUAGCGAGAAUGGUCUGAGUCUACCUGAUGCGACAAUGCAUUCUGUAAAAUCCACCAUUGAUGUGCUUAACCUGAUGAAACUAGGUGAAGUGAAUCGUGCUGUCAAUUCCACUGCCAUCAACAACAAAAGUAGCCGUUCCCACAGUGUCUUAACAGUACAUGUGCAUGGGAAGGAUAUAUCUGGCAGUACCAUUCGCAGUUGCCUCCAUUUGGUGGACCUUGCUGGAAGUGAACGUGUUGGCAAAUCAGAAGUUGCAGGGGAUGGUCUCAAGGAGGCACAGUACAUAAAUAAAUCCCUUUCUUGUUUGGGAGAUGUGAUCACAGCCUUGGCUCAGAAGAGCUCUCAUGUUCCUUACAGAAACAGCAAGCUUACUCUACUGUUGCAGAACUCAUUAGGAGGACAUGCAAAAACAUUGAUGUUUGCUCAUGUGAGUCCUGAAGCAGGUUCUUUUGGGGAAACAAUCAGUACUCUGAAGUUUGCUCAGAGGGUCUCAUCUGUUGAUCUUGGUGCAGCUUCUAUGAACAAAGAGAGCCACGAGGUCAUAGAACUCAAGGAACAGAUUGAGAGCCUCAAGAAGGCAUUGGCAAGCAAGGAAGGAAGGAGGAAUGAUCAAGUUGUUAAGCCGAAGGAGUCAAGAUCACCACUUGACAAUCCACAAGCAAUGACUGAGCGUACUCCUCCACGCUCCCAAUGGUUGAGUAUUGAACAUUGCAGUGCAAUGAAAAUGGAAAAAUCAAUGAACUCUGUAGACAGAAAGAGAAUCAAAACCCCUUCUGUAAAAACUCGCUCACGGAGAUUAAGUUUAGAAGGUCCAGGACUAGUUCGCAAGGAGGAUUCUGCACGGAUUAAGCUCUCUGAGGCUGUGGCCAAGCCUUUGCUGUUCGAAGCGCUGUCCUCAAUGAAAAAUGGCCAGCUUCAAGAUGUUGGAGCAGCCGCAAAGUCACACGGGCACCAUAAUGGUGUAUCCUUGAUGGACGCACAUUAUCAAAGCCGCAGCCCAACUAGCGUUGGUUACAAGAGUAGCCUAGUGGCAAAGACUGAUGGUAGAACAAAAAUUCCAACUCUUCAACUCCCAAAGACACCUGAGGCUCCAAAAGUUGCUAGAAACAAAGUUCAAAUGAUGAUGAAAGGAGGUGAGUCCAACCGUUCAAACGAGGCUCAAAUGCCCGAAUUGUCUAGCAGCAGUACAAAUGGAAAAGGAUCUCAGAUAAGGAAAUCACUUCGUACAAUUGGGAAGCUCAUUAACGGCUCUGAGAAAAGGAACCAACAAAAACUAGUUGAAGCAUCUCCAAUCAAUGGCACGCGCAACAUUUGUGAUGCAAGGUCACCUGUUUCGGCUAAUGCAAGGGCACAGAGACGACAAUCACUAACAGGUGGGGUUCAAACAUCAGACAGGUCCAGGAGAUCUUCACUUGGAGGGAAAUCAACCGACUCCUGCUCAAUUGAAACUAGGAGUUCCAAGACACCACCUCCACUCCGCCCAUCUGCCAAGACAUUGGCGCGAUGACAAUAGAUUUUGAUUAUUUGUAUUGAGCUGACGGGAGAAUAAUGGUGCUUCCACUCGAAGCCCAUAUCAUGACAAUGACAUUUGAUUUAGGGAAGAGCCAUAGUUCCUGUCAAUGUAGCUCUAUACCCAGGGAGUAGGAAGACUUGAGGAGAACUAUUUUGUUGCUUUUAGGCACAAAGGUUAAUAAUUGUUCAUCAUCUUGAUUCCACAACAGCUCAUUUUUCUGUGUACUGGUUGAUAAAUGAAGUUAAUCUCAUUGCAUUCUUUGAUUUUAGAGGAUUGGUUAGUGAGAAGAAGCAUCAGUAAUUAGAGUUAGACAACCAAAAAGGGCCACGGUCCAAGUUUAAUGUCUUUCUCUGGGUUGUGCUGCAUUUGGCUGCCGAUUGAAAUACCCACUUGCUGACAUUCUUGUCAAUUCAGAAAGUUUGAGAAUAUCUGCAGUAUUAGGUUCAUGAAGUCAUGAUCAAGUUUAUGAAAAAGGCU
Molecule: messenger RNA, 3914 nt
Organism: Diospyros lotus (date-plum)
Lineage: Eukaryota; Viridiplantae; Streptophyta; Magnoliopsida; Ericales; Ebenaceae
Product: kinesin-like protein KIN-14L
Exons: 19
Coding region: 210-3431 (1073 amino acids)
Biological process (GO): microtubule-based movement
Molecular function (GO): microtubule binding; ATP binding; microtubule motor activity
Source: RefSeq, a predicted model, not a curated record